Molecule: messenger RNA, 5519 nt
Organism: Venturia canescens
Lineage: Eukaryota; Metazoa; Arthropoda; Insecta; Hymenoptera; Ichneumonidae
Gene: mwh
Product: multiple wing hairs
Exons: 7
Coding region: 1502-4900 (1132 amino acids)
Biological process (GO): cortical actin cytoskeleton organization; regulation of cell shape; cell migration
Cellular component (GO): cytosol
Molecular function (GO): small GTPase binding; actin filament binding
Source: RefSeq, a predicted model, not a curated record
UAUAACGUCGUCGUCGUGGGCAGUCGUAUCUUGAAACCCGGCACCGCCGGAACACCUUUUAAAAUCGCAACAAUCAUUCGAUUCUAUUAAACCUCGUCAGCCCUGUAUUUUUUUUAUUUUACAAAUCGUCUCUCCUGUUUCACGGAUCUGCUUACUUGCCUGCUCGUUAUCUUUUACAAUUAUUAUCGCUCAUCGAAUUUUUAUCGGGGCUCGUUUCAUUCCGGGGUCUCGGGUGUCGUAAAUCAUCUCUUUUGUUUCCCCCGCGAAUCGUCAUCGACGAGUGCUCGUGCAGGUGUCGUCGACUCGUCAGUGUCCACUCCAUAAUUACGAAACUUCCUGGGCCUCGCUGCUCGGGAGUGGAGGAGGAAAAAUGUUGCCUCGUUGGAGCAAGGAGCCGGGGAAUUCGCGGUGGAAACAUGCGAUCGGUAUUAUUCCGAUAAUUAUCGGUACGUAACUGCGCAUCGCGGAUACUUUGUCGGGCUUUUGCCGACGAAAGAGUGCUGCGGUACAGUGAGCUUUUGACGGAUGGACAUCGAAGUGCGCUCUCGGAAAAGCAUCCAAACAUAAAAACAACGUAUCGAGCCGCAAACGAAGAAAAAAGGAGAUUACGAGAGAUCCGCGUUCCGCGAGCGAUCCGGGCGCGCGAGCGUGUAGUGCACGUCCGAAACGCGAAUCGCGUGUAACACGAGCCGCGGUUUGAGCCGAGUCCCUCGAGCCGGGGAGCGUCGCGACUCGUUAUUCUCGCGAGAUAAUAUUCCCGAUCGAGAAGCUCAUCGGUCGGCUUCUCGGGGGACCGAGCUCGUCAAUUAACUUCAUCAAUAUCUGCCCUGAUUGCUUAUGCAUUCGGGUUAACCAACGGACUUUUCGUCGCCGAUCGCACUCGCGCGACGACCUCGAUGCUCGGGGACGAGACUCCGCGAGCCGCGACCUGGUUCAAUUUCAGUGGUGCGAACCCAUCGGUCGUGCGAAUUUACCAUGUUCGUCGACGCUCCGACGCUGUUUUUCGGUAACUCUUCGCCGCGACGGGGCCAAACCCAUCGGAAGUAACCGGACCCGGGCUCCCGAGCGAACCUUAUUUCCCGAUGCGGAUCCCCGACCCUGCUUUUUUCACGACGAACGCAUUCUUUCCUCUUUCCCAACGGUGUGCGACGAUUCCGGUACUCGUUGAUCAGUGAACAACGUUGAAAGAGUGUUCGCGUCGCGGUCCGCGGGAAAAUCCUCGCGAAACAGCGCCGCUCGGGCGCCGCUUCAAAUCCCCAGGUGAAACUACUUUCGAGUCAUUCGCACUUGACCCGCAAUUGCGGACCCGGAGAAAUAAGCAUUCGAAUAAAACAUCGCCUCGCUGGAGACCCUCGAGAGGAAUUGACCUACAGAAGCUCCAUCGGUUACCACGGAGCCCCCCGCUCGGGAGAGCUUUCGCGGUCAAACGUUCCCCACGUUUUUUUCAUCCUUUUUCCUCGAACUGCCUUCGAUCGAUCGCCACGAAGAGCUCUCGACGGCGAUGGGCAACUCCAAGUCCCAACCCUGCCGACGGAGCCGUCCGAUGUACCUGCUCUAUCUCAUACAACGAACAUUCACCGGCAAAAGAGAACCCACCGAUCUGCACGAUCGCGAAGAAAGCGCCGAGCAGCGGAGCGAACUUUCGGCCUCGUCACGAUGCACCGACUGCAAAAGCUGCCAUUAUCGACAGGACAGCCUUACUUUCGACAGCGAAUCGGAGAUGGCACCCAACGCGGAAGAGGAGCUACUCGCUGUUAAGCCUUGGGGUCCACAGCCGGAAAAAGAAAGACUUCGGCCUCCGACGUACAACGCGGAAGAUUACGCGAUUGCUCUCCGGAGAUGGGGCCGCCGGCCGACAGUGACGUCCCACGAAUCCCACGGAACUUUGCCCUCGACGACGAGUUCCAGUUCCGGCUACGCUUCGGCGUGUGGCGAAAUGACACUUCGACAAUUCACCUCGGUCAGUGAACUCCUGAACAAACUGCGAGCCGACCUCAGACUCGCCUUUCCAAGUUUUGUGCAAGAAUUCGCGGCUCCGCCAGCAGACGGGAUGACACUCUUGCUCGAAACGCUUCGCGGCGUCCAAUUGAUCCAGAGCAGCCCACCGAGCGGCCAGGGUGGGCCAAGAAUCGGCACGAGACGAGCUGCCCUCGAUGAGCUCGGAUGCGUCGAGUGCUUGGCCGCAUGCGGCGAGAGAUGUCCCGAUGCACCGAGACUUUUGUCACAAGCGCAGCCGGGACUCCUCGCUCUCGCGGUUUGUCUCACCAGCAGCCUCAACCGGUCCAGAGUUCUCGCGUUGCAGUUGCUGACUAAAGUUUGUCAGGCACCGGGUGGCCAUUUGGCGGUCUCCGAAGCCGUCUCCACCUUGAGACUGAGAUACGGCGAGGGAGGAAGAUUCCGUUUUCUCGCAGGUGCUCUUCUCGCCCCGAGGGCCGCGAUGGCACUCAGAGUUGCAGGAAUCUCGUUUCUCAAUGCCUUUCUCAAGUCGGCACCACGCACUCAAACGAGAUUAUACAUUCAGGCUGAAGCAUGCGAGGCUGGAUUAGAGCCUCGAGUAUUGCAAUCGUGGUUGAGCGAGGUCGACGUCCGUAGUGACGACUCGUUGAGUGAUCUUCUUCACAAGGAGGUCCAAAAGUGGUCUCACAACUGUGUCGACGUGGAAGCGUUGCAAAAACGUUUAGCCCGAGCGGAGGAAACUUGCACAAUUCUCGGCAACAAGGUGAGCGUACUUCAAGAGCAGCUGGACAAGUACAACACGGUGAAAAUGAGUGAUUACGCGAGCGGUAGCGAGGACCGGAAGAUCGAGUCGAUGUCAAAAAACUCGUCGGUAAGCGAGGGUCGGAAAAUAAUGCAGCAGCAGCAGCAGCAGCAGCAGCAGCAGGCGAUGUCGUCGAACGCCGAGGACGAGGGAAUAAGUUCAUCGGAGAGAUCGAGCAGCCCCGAGGAGUUGGGAAUGUCACUGAGACAGGGGAACAACAAUAAAAUGUCUUUGAUCGAUAACGACCAAGAAACUACGAUAGACGACGUCAUCGAAGAGUUGCGGAUCAUCGUUAAGGACGCGGAGGAAGAGUUCGAGGAUCGUAAAGUUAAGGGGAUGAAAAAUUACCCCGAAAAUAGUAAAGGAACUUUGAACAACGCCGAGAGGAAUUCUGGAGGCUCGAGAAUUUCGAUUAAAUCAGCGAGCCAAGAAACUCCGAAGACGAAAAAUCGACGCUCGGACAAAGACUCGGUCACUUAUUUCGGACCCAACGAGGACGAAGACCUCAGCGUCGAUUCAGCAGUGACGAGAAAACUGAGCUCCUCCUGCUCCGAGAAACCAGCAGCCAAAAACUCCCCCGACCAAAGCGUCAAAAUAAUGGUGAAAAACCCCGAAUUCGAAGACGCCAUCGUGCCAGCGAUUUUGUACCCUCAACCGCCGAGACGCGCGCCUCCUUGUCUCUCCACCAUCCUCGCCUCCAGAGAAGCCGAUUUUCUUGACAAUCCCAUCGCUUUUAACAACCACGAGGAAGAGGACAUCGAGGAGGAGACUCUCGACGACGGCAGCGACUCAUUGCUGAGCGCUUCGCGGCUCAAGUACGUCACGAAAAACGAGAGCACCGAGCCCGCUUCUCGACAUCUCGGCAAUCAAAACUUUUAUAAAAUUCAAUCGAGCUCGCAACGAUCCAACAAUUCGCGGAACGAUCCUAUCGCCGGUUCUCGGGAAUCGAGCAACCUGCAAAACGAGCUUAAAGCGAUGAGGAACUUUGACGAUUCGAGCAACUUUAAAAAUCUCCGGGAUUCUGAGCCCGCGAGCAAGUACUUUCAAGUUUACAAACAAUUCGAGUCCAACAGUAAAGUCAUCAACGAUUGUUCGGUGGCGACUCAAAAACGAAGCUCGUCGAGGUACAAGAGCGAAUUGGAGAGAAGAAAGUCGCUGAGGAGAUCGGCUAGUCAGGACUUCCUGGGGUCGAGCGGCUCCAGUCCGAACUCCGGGAAGUCGAGGAUCGAAAGUCGCAUCCGAAAAUUCGAGAGUUUAAACGCCUUCGAGAAUAUGAGUUUGAGGAAUUAUUCGAGAUGGGAGGAAAACGAGAACGAGAAAAUCACGAGAUUCGACGGGCCGCGCUCGAGAAUCAAACGGUCCGAAUCUUUCCACCACGUUUCGAUGGCCGAGCGGGAGGAAAAGUCGUUCAAGAGCUGCGGAGGUGGGAGCGACAGCGGUCUCGUUUACAUAACCGAUUACGAUUUGGAGCCGCUGGUGAAUCGUAAAAACGAACGUGACGGCUUUCCGCAGUUCGCUCAUUUGCUGACCAAAUCGUUGGACAGAAUCGACGAGAGUUUCGACGCGAUGACGAUCGAAGAGGCUUUCUCCCCUUCGAAGCGCUCGCAGACGUCGCGUCCCGCCAAACAAAAACAUGGCAAAUCAUCGAAAGUUAAAAGCGAGGAGAAGAGCUCGGGCAGAGGAGGAAACUGUAAAAGCAGCGGGAAAAAAUCGUACUUUGAAAAAGGCCCCAAAAGGGAGGAGCAAAUUCGCAUAGAAAGUUGCUCGGAUUCGAAAUUCUUGAGAAGCGACGAGCUCUACGACGACGCGAUGAGAAUCGAGAGGCAAUGGAACUUCCAAAACAACAUCGACGACUAUCGAACAACGAACAAAUUCUCAAACGCGAUGACCGUCGGAUCCAAUCAGAGCUCUUCGCGAGCCGAUAAAAAUCCCAACAAAUAUUCCACCAACGACUCCGGCGUCUUCUUACCCUCCGGCCGCUACGACGCCUUUGGCCUCGGCAAAAAUCGCUUCAAUGUCGGCAAAUACUCCGGACACUCCCAAAUAACUCGCGACGAUAAUGUCGGAGCGAGGAAAAAUUCCACUGCCUCGCUAGUCGCUAAACAUGGCAAAGUCACUGAUAUACUUUCGGGGUUGUACUGACGCACGAUUUUUUUACCUUCCUUCGUACUUUCAUUUCGAAUAACAUCGAUACAAGUGCAAUAUUAUGAGUAUUAAUUUCAUAGGAUAUUUUAUUUUAUGCCUCUCGAUUUAUUUUCAACGAAAUUCUUCAUCGGUGAUUCCGAGCUUCUUUCGAACUGUCACUAAAACGAAAGGGACGGAAAAGUAUUUCCAGUGUCUCGGGAUUGGAGGAAGCAGAGCUAAAUAUUGUAAUUUGAGUAAAACCUUUCGCCGAUUCAAGCUCGAUUCGAACAUUUUUUCUUCUAUUGUAAACCGAAGAAUUGACAAUCCCUUCGAAUGAAGAGUUGUACAAUCUCGUUCAUUUUUAUUUAACCAACAGUCCUGUAAAUAUUUUCACUCGCUAUAACUCGAGGCAGAAUACAAAGACGAAUCUCUGUGAAAGAUAAACAAAUAUAAAUAUAUAUUCACGAUAUUUUUCCUCGGGAGAAAAAUGUAUCGUUAGAUUUGUACAAGAGAUAACGAUGAAAUGUUCGUUUUUUAUUUAUUACGACAAUAAAAGAGCCAGACGAGUCUCUCGUCUGGUUCGCGCGAUCAAAGAGCAAUGUAAGCAGUAACGACCAAUAAAAUGUGUAACCAUGAA